This is a messenger RNA of Trichoderma citrinoviride, 2389 nucleotides long. RefSeq lists its product as hypothetical. The record is from RefSeq and is a predicted model, not a curated record. The transcript has 2 exons. Bases 1 to 2388 code for a protein of 795 amino acids. NCBI's taxonomy places the organism in Eukaryota, Fungi, Ascomycota, Sordariomycetes, Hypocreales, Hypocreaceae.
AUGUCCAUCAACAACACCGGCGGCGACGCCACCCAUCCCACCCCCAACGACAACCAUCUGCACGUCCAAGGCGACGACGCUCCUCCUCCCCCCUACACAGAAACAGACCUCCUCAGCAACGCGGGCAGCUCUCGCUCCCCUCGCCUCGCCCCAGCAGCAACAGCAUCCGUAACCCCAUCAGCAACAGCAGCGGCAACCCCCUUCAUCGACGAUGCCGCCUCGUCCACCGCCGGCGAAACCAUCUACACGCCUCCCCUGACGCCCCGCAUGUCGCCGACGAGUUCCUCCUCUGCGCAGCCCGCCGCCUCGCUGUACUUUGAGCUGAGGCCGUCGUCGGGCCUGGACGAGUCGUCGGUUCGGGGGGAGAACGUCGUCGUUCAUACCGUCGAUGUGAACGAGGCUUCGAGGCCGGAGGACUUUCCGUACGUGGCUGAAUGGGCGGAUCGCGAUGUCACUGCGCUCGAUUGGUCCACCUUUAUCAACUUCCUCAUUCCGGAUCACAGCACACGGCAGACCGAAGCCGUCAUUCACCGGAAACUGCUUGACGAAAUACAAUCAGACGCGGGCAAGACCAACACCCCCGGCACAGUCCAGGUCGAAGCCCAGCUCAUCGGCCAGGUUGCCGACGACGAAAAGACCUCCUCUUCGCCUCAUGCAUCCGCCCAGCGGAGACGAGACGCCGAGGCCACCGUUCAGCAGUGGAACGACGGCUUCUUCGGCCCGCGAGGCAUCCGAAUCGUGCUCAACGAGCCGCCCCCGAGACCUUACUCCUCCUCGGCGCGUCAGAUGCCCGGCGGCUGGGAGGCAAACUUCGAUCAGACGACGCCGUCUACGGCUGAGCCUGGCCCAUCGACGACGACGACGACGCAGUCUCAGCAGAGGGCAGGUCGUCGUCCAGGGCCUGGGGGCUGUAGUAGUAGUAGCUCAUGGGGGAACUGGCAGAUCGACGGCAACGGCGUUCGCUACGGCAACGGCUUCGUGGCGGAUCAGAAUGGUCUGCGCAUUGGCAACUUGGUCAUGGAUCAGCACGGCAUCCGGUACGAGAACAGCGCCGCCGCAGCGGCAGCAAACCAGCAGCAGCAGCAGCAGCGUCACAGCGACAUGCGCGGGCGGGCUCACUAUCAGCGUGGUAACGAAAAGGAAGGCCAAAGACGCUCUUCCUCCGCCUCCUCCACGUCGUCCUCUUCAUCUUCUUCAUCCGAGUCAUCUAUCGGCUCGCUCCCCAGCUAUGAUGAUGUUCCCCUCAGCUCGGUGCAGCUGUACAUCAACCGCCUGCAGGACUGGACCAGGAACCCAGACCAGCUGCGCACCAGGGCGGACGUCAAGCAGCUCAAGACGGAGCUCAAGAGCAUCCCCAAGUCGCAGGACAACUCCAUCGAGAUGGACAAGAAGGCUCUCAGGGCGCAAAUCAAGACCUUGACGGCUGCAUGGCGACAGAUCAAGAAGCAGCAGAGAAAGGAACGCAGGGCCCGCAGGAGGGAGCGCCGCGAAAAGAGACGAGCAGAGCGCAAGGAAAGGAGGCAGCUCAAGAGGGAGAUGAGAAAGGCCCGCCGAGAUGCCCGGAGAGGCGCCACGACGCCCGUUCCUCCUGUACCUCCUCCCCCGCCACCUCCCGUUCCGCCCCAUCAUCCCGGAGAUGCGGCGCCGCCCGUCCCGCCGGUGCCUCCUCCCGGGCCUCCGCCGCCGUUUACGGGCGGUUUCCCCUGGGGACGGCCAGGCAGAGGCAGAGGCAGAGGAGGAGGACAACACCACCAUCAUCAUGAUAACCAACAUCAUGAUAACCAUCAUCAUCACGAUCAUCAACAGGGUCCUCACCGCGGCAGAGGCUGGGAUAGAGGCGGCCGAGGUGGAGGCCCAGGCUGGGGCAGAGGCUGGGGCAGAGGCUGGGGCCCUCGGGGUCCGUUUGGACCCGAAGGGCCGUUUGGCCCGGGGGGACCUUUUGGCGAGAAGGGGCCGUUUGGCGGCAGGGGACCGUUUGGUGACAAGGGCCUCUUUGGUGGUGGCGGUCCGUUUGGCUCGAACAGCUUCUUUGGAUCCAGUCAACAAGAGCAACAACAAUUCCAGCAGCAGCAGCAGCAGGGCACUACAUCCUCCGACCGCUCCGUCCCCGGCUCCUGGCCCGACGAAAAGAAGCACCCAGCCACAGACCCCUCCCAGGACGACCAAGGAGUAAUCCCCCCUCCAGGUCCGGCGGCAUCGGCCAAGUACCGCGCCAUGGAGGGCGUCGAGACGGCGAUCCAGCACCAGGAGGCCGCGCUGGAGAGCGCCGAGCCGGGGUCCUCCCAGCGGGAGGGGCUGGAGAAGGCGCUCGAGGAGAUGAAGAAGAAGCUGGAGGCGAUGAGGGUGGAGGCUGACGAGGAGUAUGCGAGGGAGUUGGGAGGGGCAUGAA